Messenger RNA from Solanum dulcamara, 968 nucleotides. Its product is annotated as probable calcium-binding protein CML13. The transcript has 2 exons. Bases 88 to 531 code for a protein of 147 amino acids. Gene Ontology annotation, molecular function: calcium ion binding. Gene Ontology annotation, cellular component: myosin II complex. The record is from RefSeq and is a predicted model, not a curated record. Lineage: Eukaryota; Viridiplantae; Streptophyta; Magnoliopsida; Solanales; Solanaceae.
AAUCAAAUUUGAAUCCCCAUUUCAUCUGACAAAAUCCACCAGAAGAAAAGAAAGAGAGAGAGAGAGAAAGAGAAGGCGAAGAGCACAAUGGGGAAAGAUCUGAGCAACGAUCAAAUAUCCUCCAUGAAGGAGGCAUUCACUCUCUUCGAUACCGACGGCGACGGAAAAAUCUCCCCAUCGGAGGUAGGUAUCCUAAUGCGUUCACUCGGAGGUAACCCUACCCAAGCUCAACUCAAAUCAAUAAUCGCCGAGGAAAAACUCACAUCGCCGUUCGAUUUCAACCGGUUUUUGGAACUCAUGUCGAAACACCUUAAACCGGAGCCAUUUGAUCGCCAAUUACGCGAUGCGUUCAAGGUACUUGAUAAAGACGGCACUGGUUACGUCGUCGUUUCGGAUCUAAAGCAUAUUUUAACUAGUAUUGGUGAGAAGCUUGAGCCUUCGGAAUUUGAUGAGUGGAUCCGAGAAGUUGAUGUUGGAUCUGAUGGUAAGAUCCGGUAUGAAGAUUUCAUUGCUAGGAUGGUUGCCAAGUGAUUUUUACAUGUGAUUUGCAUCUUUGGCUAUAUUACUCAAUAGCAAGAAACAGGACCUAACUUUGCCCUUGGUAGCUUUGCCCUUUCAUUUGCAUUUGGAGUGUAUCUCUCAUUAGCCAUUUUGCUAAUCGUCGAUUUUAUUGUAUUUUCCCCUUACUGUCAUGGAACAACUUUUUGGUCAAAUGUUUGGAUUAUAUCUAGCAUGUAUCGCUUCUUGCAAUGUUAAACCAGUUAUGUUUAGUUCAGAUACCAUGUAUCUUUAACUCAACGCUUCAAUGUUGCUACUUGUAGUUCAGUUAUUGAUUCAAAGCUUCAGCAGGGAUGAACUUUUAUGUGUAUUGAUGGAGUAGAUACAUGUAACAUCAAUCAAAAUAGCAAGAACUGUAUGCUUUGAUAGUAUUAUUUCUAUUAGUGUAUGCCAAAGGGUUGUUUUAUGAA